Selaginella moellendorffii is the source of this 2841-nucleotide messenger RNA. Its product is annotated as myosin-11-like. Bases 223 to 2442 code for a protein of 739 amino acids. The transcript has 6 exons. The record is from RefSeq and is a predicted model, not a curated record. Lineage: Eukaryota; Viridiplantae; Streptophyta; Lycopodiopsida; Selaginellales; Selaginellaceae.
GUCCACAUGCCACAAAAAUCUCUCCACACAUUCUUGCGUUUAAAACAAAGCGGGAAGAGAAAGAGAGAGCCACUCCUCCAUUUUGGUCCGCGAUCGCGCAGCUCACGGCGGCGCUGCUCUUGCCGAGGCGAUCUAUCGGUUCGAGGUAUGGGAGCUUCUCCGGCGAUGGCGAUCUACAGGAGCUGGGGUUUCUCGUGAUUCUUGGGGUUGAAGUUUACCCUCAUGGCGGCGGAUCUUCGCAGAGACUACAGCCACACGUUCCUGGAUGAGAUGACUCUCGGGGACGAGGAAAUCGACUGGGCUGCACUGAGUGGCUCUGAAGAUUUCGUGAAGGAAUUGCUUGAAAUUGGGGAGGAUUCGCUGGAAUUCUCGGCUGCCGAGGACGAGCUCCGGAACCUUCAAAGCAAGCUUAACGAGGCUGAGUCGAGAGAGUCCCAGCUCAAGAAAGAGCUCAGCGCCAAGAACAAAACUUUAAGUCAUCUAGAGGAUGCCAUGGAUCAACUCAAGAAAGAACUUCUAGAAGAAAGAGCAAGAGCAAGGGACGAAGCGGAAGACAUGGCUCAAGAAAUGGCGGAGUUGAGAUAUCAGUUGACAGAGAUUCUCGAAGAGGAACGACAGCUCCGUGCACGUACUGAGCAAGUGUCUGUUCACAGAGUUGAAGAGCUCGAGUCUCAGGUUAGACAAGCCAGAGAAGAGGCAGUAGCAGCACUGGCUCGUCGUCGGGAAGCUGAAUGCCAAGCAGAAAAGGAUCUCGAAGAGCUCCGUAAAGAACUUGAGGAAUCUCGCCAACAGCUCGAGGAGACAAAGCUGCAGGUGGUGGAACUUAAUCAGCGAGAGUGUGAGAAAUGUUCCAUGUACGUCAGAGAAGUUACAAGCCUCAAGGAAGAACUUCUACAGCUCACAUGCAAGUUCGAGGAGAAAGAAAAGGAGUACGAAAGGUUGCAACAGACAACGCAACCAGGCGAGGCCGAGGCCACAGUUAAGGAAAUCUGCGUACUUGACGAUGAGUUUCAUGGGGUGGUCGCUCCUGCCGAGGAGAAAGAGAAAGAGAUUAUUGUGCUGCAUGACGAGCAUGAACAGAGUGCUGCCAAAAACACCCUCGCGGAGGAUUCUGUUGUCAAGGAGCCGCUGCCGAUAAUAGCAGAGAAAGCGCAAGAAGCUGAGCUCGCAACCGGUGACAGCAAACAGUCUAAUGAUCCAAGCGAUGGUUUUGAAGGUCAGAUAAAUGCGUUUGAGAAGAAGCUUCAGGAUAUCCAGGCCUCAGAGAUGCAGCUUCAAGUUGAAAGGAACGAUCUGUGUCAGGAGGUGACGGAGCUGAAAAGUCUGGUUGAGCAAGUCAAGACGGAGUUGCAAGUUUCCACCGAGCGGCACACUCGAGACUUGCUGAAACACAGCGAAGAAAAGAGUUUGCUACAAGAAGAGGCGGCUUCUACACGAGCUUCUUUAGCGACCGAACUCAACCGGCUGCAACAAGCUAUUAGCGAACGAAGUCACGAGCACGAAUCCACACUUCAGGAACUCGUCAGAUGCCAAACGGACCUGGGAAAAGAGGUUGAAUCGGUUCAGCAGCUUGCAACGAAAAUCACCGUUCUUGAAGCAGAACUGCAAUCGGAAAGAGCUCUUCGAUGCGAGUCAGCCUCGAAGUGCAUGGUGCUGAGCCAGUCACUGGACGAGAAAAUGCAGAACCUUUCAACAAUGGAGGCGGAGCUUGGUGUCUCCAAAGAUGAGAAUGAAACCGUCCGGAAGGCCUUGGAGUCGGCGGAGUGCCAGCUUCUCGAGUCAACGAAAGAAAAACACUCUCUAGAGGAGGAUUUGCAGCAACUACGAGUUCUUACGCAGAACCAGGAGCAGAGAAUAAGCCGGCUUCAGCAGGAGUUGCUGUCACAGAAAACAGGAAACGCUCAGCUUGCAAAGAAAGUUGGGGAGCUAAACUCGGAGGUCUUAAUUCUCCAGCAGCAGCUCAUUACGUGCCAGACUCAAGCCUCCGAGAUGGCGAUGAAGAACGUCAUCCUGGAAGACAUGGUGGCAACGAAGAGGAAGAAGGUCAAAGAAGGCGAGGAGGCCAUUAUACAGCAGGCCGAGAAGAUUGGGAAACAGGAGGAGAAGUACUUUAGCCUCCAGGCAAAGCUUUGCGCUCUCCAGAACGACUUUUCCGCCUUGGAAGCAAAGCUGAGCGAGACGAGAAAGCGGGAGCAAGACGUCCGUACUCAGAUGGAGAGGCUGUCGCUGGAGCUGGCCAUGGCGAAACAGGAGGUUGUAAAGUCGGAGGUGAGGCUCCAGAAGGCCGUCAAACAGGUGAAGGAGCAGCACGAAGAAAGGAUCAACAAGCACAGGCAGAACGAAUGGUUUCUCAACAAGAAGAUCGAGCACCUGGAGCGAUCCGACUCCGAGAAGGAGCAGCUACAGCAAGAGCUCCGGAGGAUGAGAAGUAGCGGAGUUUAGAUGGAAGGAAGAAGGAUUGGAUUUGAUAAGAGCAUCAGCAAAACAGGAGCUUCGCGAGGUUGGAAGUUGGAGGAGUAGCAGAAAGUGGAGAAGCUCGAAAGUUUUAGAACCGGCAGGAUUUGGAGCUUGGACACUGGACUGGAAGAAAAGAUAUCCUUAAAUCUUGGAAACAGUGGAGAAGCUCGAGAGUUUUAGAACGGGCAGGAUUUGCGAGGACAGUGGACUGGAAGAAAGAUAUCCUUGAAGCCUGGAAGUUUAUGGAAAAGAUCCAAUUCGGCUGGAACUAUGGAAGGAUCGAAUUUGGAGUGAGAAACAAAGAAUUGGAAGCUAAGAACUUUGGAAGAACUGUACAAGGUUUGAAACGUUGAAAGAUUGUAACGAGGGAAGGGCCUUUUAAAA